AGAAAAAUAAUAAAAAUGAACACGUUCAACGCUCCGACUACGCAAAUUAACGCGAUCGACAAAAUGACAACAGUGAAAUGUAAAUCCGUAGACUUGGAAGGAUAUGUUAUUAUAGUGGUACAGACGAAGGAUAAUAAAGUAAAAUUGUACGGGUCACCAUCUGCAGGCAAUUGGGACAAUCUGGAACUGGCAGACGAAAUCAUGGACGUGAAUGAAACCAGGCUGGAGGAUAUGACCAGGGCUGAAGUCCUGGGCCAUAUUCAUGAGUGUAUCUCGUCGUGCGUCAUCAAACUACGGGUGAAGAGGCGGAGCGAGACUAAACUAUUAUCGGACAUCGGGCACAACAUCAUCCAAGAUGCGUUCCUCAUCGCGGUCGAGGAGCAGGCUCGGCAGCGGCUGCAGCGGCUGUCGGCGCUCAAGCGCAUCACGCCCGUCGACAUGUCCAAACUAUCUGUAGAGCUUAACAAAAGGAAAAGGACGCAGCCAGAGAACAGACAGGAAUUGAAUGGGUACAUAGCAAACUCCACCGUAUAUGUCACAUCCAUAAACGAAAAUGGAGCUAUAGAGAGCAAACCUACGAUAUCUUCACCCAAAUCCCAGCCAAAAUCAUUGCAAGCAAAACCGGCCCCUGUCAUUGCAAACGGCAUCCAACCAGAUAAGGAGAAGAAGAAAGAAGCGUUGGAAGUGAAAGAAGAUAAAGUGGAACCGGAGAAGCACGAAAAGGAUUCAAGUGAAAAGAGCCUCAAAGUAAAAGUUGAGUGUGAAGUGAAAAUCGAAAGUGAAGUGACUAGUGAUAAUAAAGAUAUUAGCAAAAGUGACGCGUACAGUGUAGCGAGGGAGCACUUAAGCAACGGUAGAAGUGAAAAACUAUUGGGAGAACAGCCUGAUCACCGGAUCAGGGCGACGGCUAUUGUGGAAAGCAACAAACUAGGACCAGGAGAAAAGGGGCCGCGAAGACGGUCGGGUUCCAGCAUCGUGGUGCUCGGCGCGGACGAGGAGAAGCGGCCGCCGCCGGAUGACGACAGAGAAAUGCUCACGAUGCUCUCCUUGUCUUCCGACACCGGUCCCCACCGCGAGAUGGCGGUGGACGUGCCGGACAGUUUCAUCGCGAGGAACAAAACACCACCCCGCUACCCACCACCCCGUCCUCCGCAGGUACGCCUCCGGGCCUCCAGGGACGACGAACCGCUCCUCCUGUCCUCCGGAGGAUCGGGCACAAGUUUCGGCAGCAAGCAGAGUACCGUCCUUCAGAGCACCAUUGAUAUAUCCGGCCCAAGUUCAGACGGCUCGGGCAGCUUCAAGAAUAACAGCACCAUAGAGUUGUUGUCGCUGCCGCAGAGCUCGGAUGGGUCGGGAACGAGUUUCGGGAGCAAGAAGAGUAAGGGAUCGUCUGAGACGGCCAAGUGUGGUGACAUGAUGUCGGAGAGAUCGGAGUCGGUGGCGUCAAAUGCGACGCACAACUUGAGCGAUCACAAGAUCCAGCUUCUCAUUUCUAAUGGGGAGGAUUCUUUGCUAGACUGCAGGGAGGGUGUGACGUACUCCGCGAGGACGGACUCGGUGCUGAUCCGAGAGGCGGUGUACGCGUCGUACAAGCUGCCUCCUGGCUUCGACACCACGCCGGUGCUCCUCGGCCGGGAGGUCGCCGUGGACGUGCCGGACACCUUCGUUCAAAUAGUGAAAACUACCCCCAAAUACCCCGGUACCGUGGACAGAAAGAGCGUCGCGUUUCAGCAGGUGAAUGGCACGGCGAAGAUCACGACGCCCGCGCUGCCGCCGCGGGAGGUGCCGCGAGACGCGCCGCCGCGGCCGCCGGCGCACGACAACAUCACGAAAGAGCAGAUGGACUCUAUCAAGAAGUAUCAGGAGCAGCUCAGAAGGCGCAAAGAAGCAGAAGACCGGAUCGCAGCCCAGAAUGAGUUCCUCAGAACGUCGCUCCGAGGUUCCAACAAGCUGCAAGCGCUGGAGUCCACACCACCAUCGUCGGGCACCGCGUUCGUCAACGAUGCUUACGAGGACGAUGUCAGCGACGAUUCUGUGCAGUUAUACGCCCUUGUUGAUUAUCAAGAAGUAUGCGCAGCGCUCUCGAGGGUGCAAAAGGCGUUGGGAGCGAGUGGGGAGACCGCCCUAGCAGCGAGGGUGGCCAGUGCAGCGGGGACGCUGCUGUGUCCAGCGCUCAGAACUGCCCUGGCCACGAGAUCAGCAGUACUCACCGCUGUCAGGCAUAAAAGAAGCGGGCUCAGUACUCCACACACGCAUCGGGCCACGGAUAGGCUGAAAGACUGCAUGGACGUAUUGGACGUGCAGACAUCGUCAGGCGGCGAGAAGUCUGCGAUAGCAGCGGAACUGCUUUCGAUCCUGGGCGGGCUGGAGCUGGAGAGCCUGAUCCAGGCGCACGACCAGGCCGCCGCGCUGCUUGACCCCGCGUCCUUCAACAGGGGGAAGAGGCAUAAGACUGGAAAUAACUAUAAUCACAAAGGAGAGAACGAUAAAGCUUUAACCGCGCACUCGCCGGACGACCCCAGCGAAAACAUCAAAAUUAUUAAAAUUGAAAAGACUAACGAACCACUUGGUGCUACAGUAAGAAAUGAAGGAGAAGCAGUUGUUAUCGGUAGGAUAGUGAGAGGAGGCAUCGCGGAGAAGUCGGGGCUGUUACACGAAGGAGACGAGUUGCUAGAAGUAAACGGUCUAGCCAUGCGAGGGAAGUCAGUGCACGAAGUUUGCCAACUCUUGGGCGCGCUGACGGGCACGCUGAGCGUGGUGCUGGCGCCGCGAGCGCGCGCGCCGCGCCCGCCGCCGCCGCACCGCGUGCUGCACGUGCGCGCGCACUUCGACUACGACCCCGAAGACGACGUCUACAUACCUUGCAGGGAGCUCGGCAUAAGUUUCCAAAAAGGCGACGUGUUGCACGUGAUCAGCAGAGAGGACCCCAACUGGUGGCAGGCGUUCCGGGAGGGAGAGGAGGACCAGUCGCUCGCCGGCCUCAUACCCAGCCAGGCCUUCCAGCACCAACGGGAAUCCAUGAAGCUGACGUUAGCAGGCGAAGUAGCAGCUCGGGAUAAACCUCGGAAAGGCGGCACGCUGCUGUGCGCUAAGAAACCGCCGCGGAAAAAGAAGGGCAAGAAGGCCACUAGCGAAGCGGGGUACCCGCUGUAUUCUACCUCAGGGGGCGACGAGUUUGAGCAAGAAGAAAUCCUAACGUACGAAGAAGUAGCGCUGUACUACCCUCGAGCGUCGCACAAGAGGCCGAUCGUCCUCAUCGGGCCUCCCAACAUCGGCCGCCACGAGCUCCGCCAGAGGCUCAUGGAGGACGGUUCGAGAUUCGCUGCUGCGGUGCCUCACACGUCACGUCCGCGAAAAGACCACGAGGUGCCCGGGCAAGACUACCACUUCAUCUCGCGCACGCAGUUUGAAGCCGACAUACUCAACCGCAAAUUCGUGGAGCAUGGGGAGUACGAGAAGGCGUACUAUGGCACAUCCCUAGAAGCGAUCCGCGAGGUGGUGAACUCGGGCAAGAUCUGCGUCCUCAACCUGCACCCGCAGUCGCUGAAGAUCCUGCGCAACUCCGACCUCAAGCCUUACACGGUCUUCGUGGCGCCCCCUAGCUUGGAGAAGCUGAGGCAGAAGAAGAUCAGGAACGGAGAGGCUUUCAAGGAGGAGGAGUUAAAAGAGAUAAUAGCGACCGCCCGCGACAUGGAGCUCCGGUGGGGGCACCUGUUCGACAUGAUCAUCAUCAACAACGACACACAACGUGCCUACCAGCAGCUGCUCAACGAGAUCAACAGCCUCGAGCGCGAGCCACAGUGGGUGCCGGCGCAUUGGCUCAAGCACACCUAGCGGGCCCCCCGCGCCGCGGCACUCGCCCCACUCGCCGCCCCACUCGCCCCACUCGCCGCCCCACUCGCCCCACUCGCCGCCCCACUCGCCCCACUCGUCCCAAUCGUCCUCCUGAUCGCAGCACUCGCGAGGACCAUCUUCCACCUCCUCCUGUACUUCCUCGACCUCUGCGACCGGAGGCCCAAGCGCCCCGCGCGCCGGCUGAAACUUUAGCAUAGAAUUUAGCGAUGUGUUCCCUUCGUGAGAGUGAGGACCUGCGUCUGUCGUGUUUAGUUCCCGCGGAGGACAGACCAAAGUUGUUAAUACUUUCAUUAGGUGUAUUUUAUAUUUGGACGUUUUGGAUAUUAAUUAAUCGUAAACGCCGAUUCGGCGUUCGCGAUCGUUCGAUUUCGAUCGGUUCGUAUUUGUUAAUCGCGUUGACGAACGCGGAGUUUCGUGAAAGACGUGUAGGGUGUUUUCGAAUACCCCAUUGAGAGAAUUAAGUAAUAUUUAUUGAUUUGUGUACGAGCUGUAGACCAGAGUUUUUACGGUACAUAGAACCUCGAACCUUAGAUACAGUCGUGUGAAACGAAGUAAUCUUCCGGCAAUAAUAGGUACGCGAUUGUCUGAAUUAGGAUUAAAGUUUUACCUAAAUAGUGAUGAAUAUGAGUAAAACAAUAAUUCGUGAAGGGGCUUAAUACAAUAAAAAAGUUUCAUUUCUUUUUAAUAUACCUGAUAUUGUACUGCCUUAUUCGUGGAUGUUGCGUAAUUUUACAUUUUUUAACUUGUACAUCGUUUCAUUCGUUAAAAUUAGAAAUGGAGUUCACAUUUCACGUUAGGCGUUUUGAUAGAUCCCACAUCCAUUCUUUAUUGCUAAUUUUAACGGAUAUUAGAAAUAGGUAUUGUAAAGGAAACCGCUGAGGGUCAGUUAAAGUUCACUUUUCUAGUUUAGAAUUUCAAAUAACAUUUUACACAAUUCCUUCAAAUAUUUGAAUAGUAUUUCCUUCAAAUUAUAGUCUGUCUUGAAAUGUCUGCUUUUCCCGGUUUACUGAAACAAGUCGUGGGACGCGCGCGCAAACUACGAGUUAGAAUUUAGGUCGGCCGAUGGCAAUAGUUCCAUAAUCCUUAGAUUUGACUUAGUACCUACAUUUAUUAUCUAAUCUGCAGACGUAAAUUCUUACUUCCCACGUAGUUUUAGAAAUCACCACGCUUUCAGUAGUAGACAUCUGCCUUUAUCCAAUAAUCCGUUUUAAAAUAUUUGAGAACUUCUUAUAAUCGUAGGUCUCCAUUUAAUUCUAUUUUUCCUUGAAUCUAACGACUUUAGACUGCUCGCUGGAUAUCCGAUUAAGCAACUCCAAUGAUGGCGGUCCAUAAAAAAAGAUUUUAAAGCCGCGGCAAUUUACCAAAUUACAUUUUAAAUUAGUCGUGUUAAAUAGAAGUUGUUGAAACUUACAUUAAGCUACAAACAAUAAUGCAAAGGAAUUUAUAGUUUGCAAUUUAAUAGAUAGUUAAUAUCAAAUACGAUCAAUAAACAAUAAAUUAACUAUUUCUCUAUUGCCAAAUUUAUACGGUAGAUUUAAAAAAAAGAUAGGAUUUUUUGAAAAAAUCUUCAGUAGUCUUGUGGGAUUCUAAGGGCGUGACCCAGUGGUAGGAAGUUUCUAGUACCUAACAAUAAACCAAUAAAGGAUCACUGCUAUGAUAGUGAGUAGUAAAGCAAUAUUUUAUAACCGUAUAAUCAAAUUUACCUACUGUACAACGACAUAUCUGAUUUUUAUAGUAUACCUAUUUCAAUUUUUCGGCCAAUCGAAUGUAUGUAUAUUCCUUUUGGUAAUUUUACCUCUAUUUAAUGUAACUAAUAGAUACAAUAAUUUAUCGAAUAGUCACGAGUUUGGUGUGCUUGUUUUAUUACGACCAUUUGUCCGGUUUUUUGUGUAAACCACGUGUCUUUUUAAAUGUGCUUGUAGGUAUAGCUCGACAACACCGAUCCACUCGAUCACGUACGAUUUUACAUUUUGACAAAUAAUUACAAUAUUGUACUAAUUACCUAGUGUAAAGAAACAAAUGAACGCGCACAUUUGUUGAAACUUAUGUAUGAUGUAUAGAAUAAAGAAUAUUUAGAAAAGUAGGUACCUAACUAAAAACUUCUUAACUCGACCUACGCAUCGUAUCACAGAAAAGCUAGUCAUCCCGAUUGAUUAAAAUGCUAAUGAAAUUCUUAAAGAUGAGCAACUAACUGCGCAGGAGGCCAUCAUAGAUGUUGUCGAGUUAUACGUCCCUCCGUAGAGAGAAUAGUUAACGCAAUACAUUUUAUAAGAUGAACACAAUAUUCUAAAUAUUCAGGGAUAAGUGAAAUUAGUUUGUUUACAUUAUUUGUAUAUCUGUGUAGAUAGAAUUGUGCAUUCCAAAUACUUUAGUGCCAAAUACAUAAGGCCACGAGGAAUAGUGGGUUGAAUAUUCUUUUUAUAAUAAUCACAAUUUUUAAAUAAAAUAAUAUGUUAUUUUGUAUGUAUGUUGUAGGUAUGUUAUACCAUUACCAUUGUCAUGUUAUGUGUACUGAUUUUGAGAUAUCGUGUCAUAAUUUUUAAAUUGAUCGAGAAUAUUGCAUUAGUUGCGUAAGUUGAUAAUAUAUUUGAGCAUAAAUCAGUGGUAGCCUGUGAGGUGCUAAAAAUUUGUAAACAGAUUUAUUGUUUUUAUCAUAUUCUGUAUGUAUUUAUGUUAUCGUUACACUGGGGUAUGCGUGUCGAUGUUUUUUCGUACUAGCAACAUGCGUAGGUACCUCUAUUAUUGUAACUUUUUGCGAAAGGCGACACUUAAAACAUUGUCACGUAUGCUCAGUGAAAAUGUGGAUUUGCCGAGAUUUCACAGUAUUGAUAUUGUCUAAUUUAUAAAUAGUCCUGUAUAUAA
Messenger RNA from Ostrinia furnacalis (Asian corn borer), 6717 nucleotides. It is a transcript of the gene sdt, whose product is annotated as MAGUK p55 family member stardust. The transcript is spliced from 20 exons. The record is from RefSeq and is a predicted model, not a curated record. Lineage: Eukaryota; Metazoa; Arthropoda; Insecta; Lepidoptera; Crambidae. Gene Ontology annotation, molecular function: protein binding. The coding region runs from base 16 to 3834 and encodes 1272 amino acids.